ACCCGCCUCACCUGUAGGGGAACACAAAAUAAGAACAAAAAGUUAUUUAUUUAAAUACAAACAAAUGCCGUACAUGCAUUAAACUCCCCUUUUGACUCUAACGGGUAUAAUGUACUAUGAAGUGCAUGUUUUUCAUGUACUUCGUAGUACACACAGGUCAGUGGUUAGUUCUCUCGACCACCAACCCGGUGACGCCUUCCUGACAGACAGGUCUCACGUCGUCUCCUUUGAACCCGCCCACACAUUGACGUCAUCAACCGGCCGCGCUGCGAUCCUUCAUUUCAGUUUUGACGCCGCGGCCGACGUCCACGCAGCCACCUGCCGACUGGGCGAAAACGAGCGGAGCGGUGCGCCGGUUGUCAUGGUAACGGCGUUCGCGGUCCUGCUUGCCGACGCGUCAGAUGUCCGCACCCCGUCCCCUUUGAGCCCCAGAUGGAGUUCGCCUGCAGUCACGUGGUGUGCGAUGCGACCCCCGACGGGGCAGAAUCCACCAGUGUUCCUCCUGUCGAGCAGCAGUACGACAACCGAGUGACCGUUAAACCACAAGAAGGUCCAGCUCCUCCGCCGCUGCCUCCUCGUCGCCUCCGAAAACCUCGUCCCCUGUCUCUGCCUCUCCCCCCUCUCCCCCCUGUCCCCCCUGUCCCCUCCUCCCUCCCCCCACUCCCGCCCCCCCGGCCUCCCGUCCCGCCCAGAGGCCACAGGAGGGGGGUGGGAGGCCGGCCCGGAGCCAACGUCAACGUGGUCUCGGCGAACAUCGGGGAGCUGGUCGACCUCGGCCGAGCCUCGGGCCGGCGCUGUGCCCAGGGCCCGGUGGCUUGUGGGAAAUGUGGCGCCACCUUGUCGCGCCUGAGCUCCGUACGGAGCAACGUUUGGGGGUGUGAGUUCUGCGGAUUCGACAACGCCGUCCCCGACGGCGCGGGGGAAGCGUGCGGCGACCUCGGCGACGACCUUUACCUGUCCGUCCAGAGCGACGACGACUACCAGAACCUGGAGGACACGCUGCUGGUGUUCUGCGUGGACGUCUCCGGCAGCAUGAGCGUCACUGCGGAGCUUCCAUCGAGGGGCGGAUCUCCAGUCCACGUCUCCCGAUUAGAGGGAAUGCAGGACGCCCUCCAGAGGGCGCUGUCCUCCGUGCUGCAGCAGUCACCCCACAGGAGAGUGGCGCUGGUGACGUUCAACGACGAGGUGGUGAUAUACGGCGACGGCACCGGGGCGCCUCUGACUCUCAGCGAGUGGGCGCUGUUGGACUACGACCAUAUAUGGCAACAGGGCGUGGCCUACAGCGUCCCGCACUGCAUCGCUGAGACGUACCAGCAGCUGGUACAGCGGGUCAAAGACCUCAGGGAACACGGCGCCACGUGUCUUGGCCCCGCGGCGUUAGCCUCCGUCGCCAUGGCGUCCAGGUACCCGGGCUCCAAGGUGAUCCUGUGCACCGACGGCAAGGCCAACGUCGGACUGGGGCAGAUGGAGCUAAGCCCCUCCCCCUCGCCGACGGCUCCGUAUUUCUACGGGCGACUGGCCCUCCAGGCGGUGGGCAGCAGAGUCAUCGUCUCAGUGAUGACCUUCGAGGGGACGGACUGUCGCCUGGCGGACGUCGGCAGGCUCUCGGACGCCACGGGAGGAACGGUGAACAUCGUCAGCAUCGGUACGGUCGCCACGGAGAUCCAGUCGGCCUCCAGGGACAACGUACUCGCCACGGGAGUCACGGCGACCGUGUUUGCUCCCGAUGGAGUAUACUUUCCCUACGAGGAGGACGGCAACCACAAAGUGGUGAAGGAGAUCGGGAACGUGACCCGGGGGCUGCAGGUCACCGUGCAGUUCGCCGUGAGGCCGCAGUUCAGGGCAGUUUUCCUGCAGAGGGAAACGCUUCCGUUCCAACUCCAGCUGCUCUUCACGACCAGGGAGCGAGAAAAGGUCACCCGGGUGAUCACCGCGCGCCGCCCGGUCGCCACCUGCAGCGGGAUCCCGGCGGGGAGCCUCAACGUGGCGCUGCUCGGCGUUCACUGCGCCCAGCUCUGUGCCGGUUUAACCAUGGGGGGGCGAGUGCAGGAGGCGCAGAGGCACCUGAAGGCCCAGCGAGACCUGCACCAACAGAUAAGUAAGCAGAGGCCUAUCCAGGCAGAAGAGAACAUCUAUGGCAACUGGAUGGACACCAUGAAAACAAUCUGUGAUGACAUCACCACAGAAUCCCAGACUCUCUCUGAUGAAGCAGCGAGGGUUAUGUAUCAGAUGAAGAGAGCCAGCAGUGUCAACAACAACAACAACGACGACGGCGGCAACAGCAGCACGUGAGAUCCAGAAGAAGACGAGCAGGGAGGAGAAGGUCCUCAUGGAGAAUAAAACAUCCUCAUGUCGGGAUGCCAGACUUCGUGUUGAAGCCUAGUUGGCUCCCGGCUGAAGGAGUUUGUCAGAGACGUAAUUGGGUCAAAGGUCAACAUUGUUAUUGUAAACUCAAAAACCUCAGAUCACAACAAUCAAACCUCCCAUCGGAGAACAAAUUAAAUGGUCCGUUCUCUCACAAGGAACAAAAUCUGUGUUAUAUUUCUUUUUAAACGAAUUUGAAUUGAUGAGACGUGUUGAAGGUGAGCAGAUGCGCUUGUUUCACGUGAAGUCAGAUCAUUAUUGUACCGCGUACUCAGUAAAAAUGUGUCCACCUCAACCA
Molecule: messenger RNA, 2662 nt
Organism: Pungitius pungitius (ninespine stickleback)
Lineage: Eukaryota; Metazoa; Chordata; Actinopteri; Perciformes; Gasterosteidae
Product: circularly permutated Ras protein 1
Exons: 19
Coding region: 433-2292 (619 amino acids)
Biological process (GO): intracellular protein transport; endoplasmic reticulum to Golgi vesicle-mediated transport; COPII-coated vesicle cargo loading
Cellular component (GO): endoplasmic reticulum exit site; COPII vesicle coat
Molecular function (GO): zinc ion binding; SNARE binding
Source: RefSeq, a predicted model, not a curated record